Molecule: messenger RNA, 2125 nt
Organism: Nymphalis io (European peacock)
Lineage: Eukaryota; Metazoa; Arthropoda; Insecta; Lepidoptera; Nymphalidae
Gene: nSMase
Product: putative neutral sphingomyelinase
Exons: 6
Coding region: 161-1354 (397 amino acids)
Cellular component (GO): cytoplasm
Molecular function (GO): sphingomyelin phosphodiesterase activity
Source: RefSeq, a predicted model, not a curated record
UGACAGUUAUUAUCAUAAAUCAAUAUUUCCAAUUUGUAUUUUUUUAUUCUUUGUAAAUAAUUAGGUUUUUUUUAAAAAUAAUAUCCAUAAAUUCACAACAACUUUUAAUAAUAUCAUCAUAUCGUUUCAAGCACAAGAAGUUGGCUAUAAUUUCAAAACUAUGACGUUAAAUUUGAAGAUAUUUACUUUGAACUGUUGGGGCAUUCCGAUAGUUUCAAAAGACCGCAAAAAAAGGAUAGAAGCGAUAGCUGAGUAUUUGCUUAAUUCUUCUCAUAAUAUAGUAUGUCUGCAAGAGAUUUGGAGUGAAAAAGACUAUUUAUAUAUAAAGGAUCGCCUACAUAGUUGUCUUCCAUAUAGUUACUAUUUUUACAGUGGUGUUCUUGGUUCUGGUCUAUGUGUGUUCUCAAAAUGGAUAAUACAAGAUGUAUUCUUUCAUCAAUGGCCAUUAAACGGGUACAUUCAUAAGAUUCAUCAUGGUGACUGGUUUGGAGGUAAAGGUGUUGGAUUAUGCCGUAUUCAAUGCAACAAUAGACUUAUUAAUGUCUAUUGCACACAUCUCCAUGCAGAGUAUAAUGAGGAUGACAUGUACUUAGCACACAGAGUAUUACAAGCAUACUCUACUGCUGAAUUUGUCAAUCUUACAACAUCCCCUGCAGAUGUUUCCAUACUGGCUGGUGAUUUGAACACUGCACCGGGAGAUUUAUCAUUUAGAUUAAUAACUCAACUACCUGCUCUUAUUGAUCCAUGCGGCUUAGAAAAUAUAAUUAAUAAAAACAUAGAAAAACUGUCAGGAACAAGUGAUAAUAUAAACAAUAGUUAUUCUGAUCCGAAGCUCGUAAAAGUUUGUCCAGAAGGGAAGAGAAUAGACCACAUUUUGUUUCAUGUUAAUAGAUCUUUGGAGGCUGAAGUAAUUAAUAUCUGUAACCCACUGGAAGAUAGAGUGCCAGGUGAACAAUUUUCUUAUUCCGACCAUAAUGCUGUGUCCUUAGAAUUAAAAAUAACAUCAACAAAUAAUAAAUCAAAGCUUCGACAACUGAGUGCAGAAGAACGUUUCCAAGAUACCAUAGAGGAAGCAAUAAAAGUUUGUAAAGAGGCAACUGUUACAAUUUCUAAAUCAAAAAAAAUAUUUCUUACAACCGGUGGCCUGAUGUUCAUGUUCCUUUUGGGUUCUGUAGGCUUCUGGCCGAAUAAUAUAUUCUCUGAUGUCUGUAAAAUAGUAAUUACUGGAAUAUGUUUUUAUUACAUUAUUAUGGGUACAUUGUGGAACAGAAUUGAAAUGAAUAGUUUGAAAGCUGGUUUGACAGCACUUGAAAAUUUUACCAAAAGUAGAAAUGGGAAUAAAGUCAUUGAUUAGUUAUUUCCUUUUAACAUUUUAUUAUUAACAAUCAAUAUUAUUGUCAUAUAUGAAGCAACAGCUACUUAAGUUUGACGUUAAAGUAUUUAUUAGAAAAAUAUAUAUCAUAUAUAAAUAAUUUUACUUAAUAUACAACCAACUGAGGCUUUAAUACUUGAAUGUGUAUGUAAAUAAAAAAAUAUCAGUAUUAACCAAAGUGUAAGCAUAUCAAAUAUUUUAUAGUUGUUAUUUAUUUAUUUAUUAUAAAUAAAUAAAUAAAUAAAUUUAUUUUAAAUCUAAGAUAAACAUUCCGUUGUAUAAAAUACAAUUGAAAGAUAAUUCCAUUUCAUUGUUUUGUCCUAAUUUGGUUGAUACUAUGUGAAUAGGUACUUGAAAAUUAUAUUUAAUAUUACAUACAUAAAUUGUUAAUGAAAAAAUAUUAUUUUAAAAUGUUGAUUAUGUUUUGCAUUGAGCUAAGUCUCCACAUAAUAAAACUUGGCAACAACUUUCUUGCUAUUUUAGUGCAAGUACACCUUUAAUAAUAUAAAGGUUUAAAAUAAAAAUGUUUAUUUCAUAACUUUCUACAUACACCAUUUAGAACCCCGAAUUAUCUCUGCUUAUAUUUGGGGAUUCCCCUGUCACAUAUAAAGUGAUGAGGUUUUCAUAUCUAAAGUACUUAAGGCUAUUUUUAUAAUAAUGUUAAAUGAUGCUCAGAAAAUGUAUCGCAAUUUAAUGUAUAUGCUAUUUAAGUGUAUGUAUAAAUUUUACAUAAAAUAAAUAAUAAUAUAUCUG